This is a messenger RNA of Mercenaria mercenaria, 1012 nucleotides long. Its product is annotated as receptor-type tyrosine-protein phosphatase kappa-like. The record is from RefSeq and is a predicted model, not a curated record. Lineage: Eukaryota; Metazoa; Mollusca; Bivalvia; Venerida; Veneridae. The transcript is spliced from 8 exons. The annotation marks the transcript as partial. Gene Ontology annotation, molecular function: protein tyrosine phosphatase activity. Gene Ontology annotation, biological process: protein dephosphorylation.
GAACAAUAUAUUUAUAUCUACAAGGCCUUGAUAAACGCCUUAACACUUGAUUGCGAAGCUAUCCCCAUUGAGAGUUUCCAGGAGUAUGUUGACACAACAAAUAACAAUGUAUACAGCAGACAGUUUCAGCAACUGAAGCAAGUGGUAGAAACAGGCAGAAAAGAUGAUUUGGAGACUUACACCUUAAAUGAAAAACAAACAGACAAGAACCGUCAUGGAGCCGAUAUACCAUGUGGUCGAUUUGCCGUGAUGCUGUAUCUGAGUAGAGAAGAUGAAGGAUUGGGAUAUAUCAAUGCUGUUUAUGUUAACAGUUUCAAGAAAAAGGAUUACUUCAUCGUCGCUCAAUCCCCGUUGCCGAACACUGUCUCAGAUUUUAUUUGUAUGUUAUACCAGGAAGACUGUUCAUGUAUUGUUACCAUGGAUGACUUGAAACAACAUGGAAUGGCAGUAGGGCAGUAUCUCCCUGAAGACAAACAAACACUGUCGUUCGGACAUUUCACAGUCUCGUGCUCAAGACUAGAAACAAAACAUCAUUAUACCGCGAAGAAAAUGAAAAUAAGGUUUAAUGGAAAGUUCGCGAGUGGGGAGAAGGUUGCGUACCAUUUCCAGUACUCAAAAUGGAUGGCGAUGGAUGAAACUCCUGUAAAUGCAAAAGAAUUUGUGGAGUUUGUGAACGAUGUUGACGAAUAUGCCAGCCAGCUCGGCGAAGAGAGAUCGCAUGUGCUAGUACAUUGCCUGAAAUCAAACGAGAGAAGUGGACUUUUUUGUGCAGUCGCAAUUUUAAUGGAGAAGAUGAAACUUGAGAGGCAAGUCAGCGUUUUGAAUACGCUAACACAUCUUCGGACUAGAAGACGAUCGGCAAUAACAAGCAUGGAACAGCUCAAAUUCUGCUAUCAGGCAGUCAGUGCAUACAUCAAGUUAAACAAACAGUAGUUUUCAAAACAGCACAGUUAUCAGGACAGUUCAGCACAAAGAUGUAAUUUUGACUUCCAGAAACAAACAACCGACAACA